UCUCUUCAACUUCAACUUCAACUUCCUCAAGCUAUUAUCAUCCUACAACCAACUCUUGAUGGGACAGUGGUUCUCAACAACUUGUCCAAUUUGGUUAAAUCUAAAUCAUUCUCAACCAAUCAAUGAUCAGAAUCAAGAACCAGAUGAAAGAACUCCAUUAAUCAUCAAUCCACCUCCUCCUCGUCCAACACCUCAGCUUAUUCAAGAUACCGCUCAACAAAUCGAAGAUGAAGCUGCUGCCAAUAAGAUUGUAGAUGAAACUGUUCGCUGUUUAGUUCAUGUUUACUCCCAAGCUCCAUUCUCACAUCUUACCCUAGAUUCUCAAACCCAAGAAAGAUCUGAUCCUCAAACCCAUACACCUGAUGGAUCAACCACUACUUGGCGAGCCUAUGAUCCUCCAAGUUGUCCUCCGAUUUCUCCCGAGAUUCGAAGACUUCGAUUAGGUUAUGAUCAACCCAGAUGCGCAAAUGAAUCCAACCAAAGCACCCGAAUCGAUCAGAAACGAAGUUAUCAUAGUUUAAAGACUAUGAUCAAUCAUACCCAUCCCAAUCGAUCGGAAACGACUAUACCUUCUUCUAAUACCACACCUCUUACUCGAUCUGAUUCGACUCCAACUCCAACUCGGUCUUCUGAUCUUUCUUCAUCCUCUCAAGACUUUCAAUCUCAUCCACAACACCUUCGAGAUUCAACAGACACAAGUGAUUAUCAAUGUGAUACGAUCACUUCAUUUCAAACUGCUCUAGAACAUACUCCUUCUCAUGAUGAACCAUCUGAAUCUCAACCUUCUCAUUCUCAACCACCUGAUUUCGUUGGUAAGCUUUGGCCUAAUUUUCAUACUACCUUGCCUUUUCAGGAUCCUUCCGCACUCGAAAGAAAUGAAUGUCUUACGGACGAUCCUCAAGAUCUACGAGCACUUCUUGAUUCAGGAUUCACCCUGAAGGACCCAGGUCCCAUCCUCGUUGACCUGUAACCCUCUCUUUCUAUUCAAUUCAUCUGAUUCCUUCUCCUUAUAUAUUUAUAUUACCUCUUUGGAAGAUAAUCUCAAGGACGUUUAACAUAUCCCUCAAUUUUCUUUUUGGCUUAUAUGCAACUCAACUUGCUAAUAAGAGCAUCUUUCUUUUUGUAUUCUCUCUCUCUUUCUCUCUUUCUCUUUGGAUUUUUGGAUGGUCUUUUUUCUCUCUCUUUCUUCUUAUCAUGUGAUAGCUAUUAUUUGGAGAGUUCUCUUGAAGGCUUACUAUAUCAUUAAUCUUAAAACCUUAUAAUGUGUAUAUCAUUAUCCAGUUUAUAAUUUUGUGAGAAGUCAUAAUCUAUGAAGUCAGAUGUGAGAAACCCAAUUUAUUCAAGGUUUUAACCGAA
Messenger RNA from Melampsora larici-populina 98AG31, 1356 nucleotides. RefSeq lists its product as uncharacterized. The transcript is spliced from 5 exons. The record is from RefSeq and is a predicted model, not a curated record. NCBI's taxonomy places the organism in Eukaryota, Fungi, Basidiomycota, Pucciniomycetes, Pucciniales, Melampsoraceae. The coding region runs from base 59 to 970 and encodes 303 amino acids.